This is a messenger RNA of Phyllopteryx taeniolatus (common seadragon), 2763 nucleotides long. RefSeq names its product gamma-aminobutyric acid receptor subunit rho-3-like. Gene Ontology annotation, cellular component: synapse; GABA-A receptor complex; membrane. Gene Ontology annotation, biological process: chemical synaptic transmission; signal transduction; regulation of membrane potential. Gene Ontology annotation, molecular function: neurotransmitter receptor activity; GABA-A receptor activity; extracellular ligand-gated monoatomic ion channel activity. The record is from RefSeq and is a predicted model, not a curated record. Lineage: Eukaryota; Metazoa; Chordata; Actinopteri; Syngnathiformes; Syngnathidae. Bases 454 to 2040 code for a protein of 528 amino acids. The transcript is spliced from 10 exons.
AAAAAAUACUGAUUAGUGCUGUGUUUGUGUGUGUGUGUGUGUGUGUGUGUCUGUGUGUGUGUAGAUUAGCGAAAGAUUGCUGUCGCCGUGGCUAAGAGGAUUAGUGUGGAAUUAGUGUCAUUCCUCUAUCGCCGGGAGAAAUGGAUUCAUAUCGAUUUUAAUCAGAGAGAGCGAGAGAACAAUCCACAGCAGGCGGCAGGCGGGCGGAGGAAGAAGAGGACGAGGACUGAUGUGAGCCUGGGAGACAAACUUUCCUGGAGAUGAAGGAUGCCGCAGGAAUAACAAGAAGCGGAAGAAAAAGAAGAGGGACGGCUUCCCGGGCGCGUCCGGCAGCGUUGCCGACCCUGCGUACCUGCGAGAUGUUUGAGGCCAGCUUCCGGAGUUAGUCGACCGCGGGGGGACGUGGAGGUGUUCGGGCCGGUCGGGGGCGGGGAGGGGGUAAUGCUGUGAAACAUGAAGGUGGACGCGUUGACCUGUCUGACCGUGGCCGCCGCCGGCCUGGUCGCCAUGGCGACCGGUGGACGCAGCUCCGGGCGCCGGAGGCACAAGGAGGUCUUUCUCGGGGAAAACAGCAAAUUCAAGUUCGGAGGACGUAUCGACUACAAACUGAAGAAGCAGGACAGCACCAAAACGCUGCUGAUCAAAACUGAACAGCUGCUGAGGAUCGAGGAGCACGACUUCGCUAUGAGACCUGGUUUUGGAGGUGUCACACACACACGUGCACACACAAACACACGCACACACAUACAGUGUGUACACGCCCUGACAGAAACCAACCGUCCUCAUUCUUCCCUGACAACGAGCGGCCAUCCCCGUGGGCAUCGAUGUGCAGGUGGAGAGCAUCGACAGCAUCUCCGAAGUCAACAUGGAUUUCACCAUGACCUUGUACUUGCGUCACUACUGGAAGGACGAGCGUCUGGCCUUCCAGUCGCGCAACAACCAGAGCAGGACCUUCGACUCGCGGCUGGUGAAGAAGAUCUGGGUGCCGGACGUCUUCUUUGCGCACUCCAAGCGCUCCUUCAUCCACGACACCACCAUGGAGAACAUCAUGCUGCGUGUGUACCCCGACGGGAACAUCCUCUACAGCGUCAGGGUCACCGUCACGUCUCUGUGCUCCAUGGACUUCAGCAGCUUCCCCUUGGACACGCAGAACUGCUCGCUGGAACUGGAGAGCUAUGCGUACAACGAGAACGACCUGAUGCUCUACUGGAAAAACGGCAACGACUCCUUGAGGACCGACGAGAUCGUCUUGUCUCAGUUCUUCAUCGAGCACUUCCAACCCUCCAGUGGCUUGGCUUUUUACAGCAGCACAGGUUGGUACAACCGUCUGUUCAUCAACUUCAUCCUGCGGCGGCACAUCUUCUUCUUCAUGCUGCAGACGUACUUCCCCACCAUGCUGAUGGUGGUCCUGUCCUGGGUCUCCUUCUGGAUCGACCGCAGGGCCGUCCCUGCCCGCGUCUCUCUGGGUAUAACCACAGUACUCACCAUGUCCACUAUCAUCACUGGAGUGUCCUCCUCCAUGCCUCAGGUGUCGUACGUAAAGGCGGUGGACAUCUACCUGUGGACCAGCUUCCUGUUUGUCUUCCUGUCUGUAAUCGAGUACGCGGCGGUAAACUACUGCACCACCCUGGAGGAGAUGAGGAAGAUGAAGAGGGGGAAGGUGGGCAAACAGGAAACAGCUCCCUCCAGUGGACAAACGGCACAUUUUCUGCCAGAGCAGUGGUGGGAAAAGGACGGGCCGCGGGCUACCUCCCGUCCACCUUCGACGCCAGCCAGGCCAUGGCCUUCGACGGCUGCUUCCACGACAACGACAUGGAGCUGACGCCGUUCCCCCGCGUGACCUCCGACCCCUUGGCGGCGCCUUCGCCGCAGCUGGAAGCCCGGCCGUCAGAAGGGACGCGUCUGCGCCCUCAGCGGUCGGUGCGCGAGAACGUGGACCUCCUGCUGAGCAACAGCUACAUGAUCGACUCGUACUCCCGACUGGCCUUCCCGCUGUCCUACCUCCUCUUCAACACCAUCUACUGGAGCCUUUACUCCUGAGAGGCAUGCAUGUAAUUACGUGCACUAUGACAGUGAAAAAAAAAAAAAACUGUACUUAAAUAAUGUACCAAAUUAAAAUGUAUUCCACACAAAUUACAAUUAAAAAAUGUACCAAUAUAAAUGUUUGAAAACAGACAGUUCUAAAAGAUCAAAUACAAAUAUUGAACUUCAAAGUUAAAUACAGCUGAACUGUACAUCACAAAAUGUACUGUUCUGGAUUUUGAAAAAAACGUUUAAGUCACUGUAACAUUUAUGCACCGUUUGAACAUUUAAUUCAGUGAUACUGUCAUGGACCACUAGUGGGAGUCAGUUUGCCACUACUUUGAGAACCACAGCACAAAGACAUUUGAAUAGUAUGGUAAACUCAUUUCUAUGUCCACAACUUCCUGUGAUGACAGCUUAUUCUUAUACUUUUUUUUUUUAAUUACAUGUCAGUCAUAUUUAUACUUGAAUUUUCUGAGCUACAAGUUGUCUUCAGUUGCAAGAAAACUCACUUGGUAGAUGUUGGAGUAAAGUGAGCAUUUUCAUUUAUCAUUUAUCAUUUAUCCUAAACAACUGACAACAUAAUUCCCAAGUUCCAACUACAAAUAUUGUCACUUGGAUAAUUUAUUGGCAGAAAAUGAAAACUCAAAAUACUGAAAAGGGUCCAGGUUUUUUUGGGGGGGGUCUCUUAAUUUUUUAUAGAGCUGUACAUGUAUAUGCAAUAUAUACUACUAUAACGUC